Messenger RNA from Sinocyclocheilus rhinocerous, 1478 nucleotides. Its product is annotated as cysteine-rich protein 2-like. The transcript has 8 exons. The record is from RefSeq and is a predicted model, not a curated record. Lineage: Eukaryota; Metazoa; Chordata; Actinopteri; Cypriniformes; Cyprinidae. Bases 73 to 693 code for a protein of 206 amino acids.
CAAGCCAUUGGUCAACUUGCGCGCGUGGAAGACAAACCUGACGCUGAGUGACAGGAUCCACUUCAAGAGACGAUGGCUUCAAAGUGCCCUAAAUGCGAAAAGACUGUUUAUUUUGCUGAGAAAGUGUCAUCACUGGGGAAGGAUUGGCACAAGUUCUGUUUGAAGUGUGAGCGCUGCAGUAAGACCCUCACAGCGGGUGGCCAUGCUGAGCAUGAUGGGAAACCAUACUGCCACAAGCCAUGCUAUGCUGCCCUCUUUGGGCCAAAAGGUGUGAACAUUGGGGGUGCAGGCUCAUAUGUGUAUGAGGCUCCCACCAACCCUUCCCCACCUGCAUCCACCGUGGACUCUGCACCCAAACCUCUGGAGAAAUGGGUCCCGGCAUCUUCAAGGCCACCAUCUAAAGCUGGAAACAUCACUACCUUCUCUGGGGAAGCCAACUUGUGUCCCAGAUGCAACAAGAAGGUCUAUUUUGCUGAGAAGGUGACGUCACUGGGGAAGGACUGGCAUCGUCCAUGCCUGCGUUGUGAGAGAUGUAGUAAGACCCUGGCAGCUGGCAGCCACGCAGAGCACGAUGGUCAGCCCUACUGCCAUAAACCAUGUUAUGCUGUCCUCUUCGGCCCAAAAGGUGUAAACACUGGUGGCGUUGGCAGCUACAUCUAUGACAAGGAGCCCAACACGGAGGCCCAGCCUUGAUUUUCAAUCCUUGGGAAGCCCAACUUCACUAUAAUAACAGCCACUACCAGUACCUCACGCACUUUCACAUAUGCCCCACUUUUUGCCUUAUCACGGAUAACCUGUGCCAGCUUGGACCUUUCUGCAGAAAAGUGACGCCACAUACUACAAUCAUGUCUUGAGCUCCAGCUGCACCACUUGACAGUCCCUUGGCCUCUUCUUUUUGGUCUACCCCAAUUCCAACUAUCCCCGAUAAGAGGAAAAUUUGAACUGGUUAAUCAUUUCUGAUUUGUCCUAUGAUUCAUUAAAGGGUACUUUAUUUAAUUGUAUACAGUAUCUUUGUUUGUAUUAUCAUUAAAACGCUGUAUUGUAGCUCCUCUACAAAGGAAAAACUAAGAUCCCUACUUCCACAAUACUGCAUGUACAGUAAGAUGUUUGUGUAAUGUGUGUUCUAGUAGCAGAUAAAACAACACAAGUUCACUGAGGGAGUUUUGUUUUAGGAGCCGUGCUGUUUGAAAUGCCUGCUGACAGAGAGAUGAAUCUCGCCUUAGAGGCUCCAUGCAGGUGCGUUCGGGAGCACAUCAUCAUAAAUCAGAAAAAUAUUCCCAAACCCAGAAUUACUUUUUGGCCAUAUGGCAACAUUCUUAGUUUAAACAUUUUAAGAGAAGGUCUGCAGGAUGUAUGCAGACAGUGAAGUAAAACGGCCAAGCUCUUAUUUUUAAGGGGAGGACAGAUCCUGCUCCCAGAGGGCCACUGUCCUGCAGAGUUUAGCUCCAGUUCUAAUUAAGUACACCUGAACCAGCUAA